AAUUCGCUAUACUGAUAACCGUUGAUCACGUUGACAUUCAGGCUUUUAUAUUUUACAAAUUAAAAUUUAUUUUGAUUGUCAUUUAAAUUAUUAAAAAAAAAACGACUGAUUAAAUAAUUACUGUUCAAUUUUCUUCAAAGAAUGUCAAUGAAACAUGGUGAAAAGUGAUCGUCUUAAGAUUAUUUAAUGAAUUAAUUAGGAAUAGAAAGAAAACCGCAGAUUUAUUACUUAUAUUGUGAAAAUUAAUUCGAAAGUCUACAUCUUGUGAAUCGAGUCAUAUGUAAACUCAUCGAUCAAAAGGGAAUGUUUAUUUUGUUUCAUUCUGUCUUUAAGUCUCGAACGGAUAUCGCAAAGGUUAGACCGAUCGACAAUACGAUUACUUGACGACUUCAUUUUGAAGUAAACACAAUUAAAAUAUAAUGGCGGGUAGUGGAGAACUUUGGGUACAAUGUUUUACCUGUUGUUUAAUGCAACAAGGACCUAGAACACGUAAUGGAAGACAAAGGUCACAUCAGAGACUAAGGAUAGAUCGUAGCAUGAUAGGAGUACCUACAAAUUUUAGGCAUACUGGACAUAUUAGUAGUGGAGAUCUUGAUAUGAGCAGUGCACAAUUAUCAAAUAUUCAGGCACAAAUGCAAAUGAAAGGAGGCUAUGAUAAUGCAUAUAGUGUUAAGGCAUGUUGAAAAUAAUGCAUUUUGUUGCAAAUUAUUCUUUCAAAUUAAUAAUCAAAGGAAAUAAUUUUAUAACAGAAAUAAAAAAGAUGACACUUAUGUUCUCUUCAUGAAGAUGAACAUAUAUGCAGCUAUAUCACAUUUUCAGAAGAUGCUCAAAAAAGAUACAUUAAAUAUGUUUAAGAAUAAGACAAACAAAAACAAAUUCUAAAAUUUUUUACUUCUUAAUAUUAAAUAAAUAUUACAUUAAGUUACUUUCAUUUGUAUAGAAAUGAUUUUACAACUAAACUAAUUUUCUAAUUAUAAGAGAGCAUUUAAUUUGCAUAUUUUUAAAAUAUUUUCAUUAAGACUGGAUACUUAAUAGAAACAAAAACUGCCAUAUAUACAACUUUUUCCAUACAUUUUUUUUAUAACAUUUAAGUUCUUUUCCAUUUAAAAAAAAGUCAGUGUUUAUUGGUGCAAAAUUAUAACAUAAUAACAUAAUUAUUAUGUUAUAUCUUACUUAUUUACUUAUAUAUAUUUAUUUCUUUUUUUGACAAGAACAAUAUUAACAGUAGUAGAUUUACUAAUAAUAUAUAUUAGAUAUUCUUAUAUUUGCAAAUGCAAAUGUAAGUACUCUGUGUUAUUUAGUAGUACUUUUUGUAAAAAGAAAAUGAAGAAUGUAUUUUGCAUAGUUCACCUGUGCUGAUUAAUGGAUAAAUAUUUUUAGCAUGUAUAUGGUGAACAUUCAUGUUCACAAAGCACGGCCCAUUUUUCCUAUUUCUGUAUUCAUCCCUAAAUAGGGUAUAUAAACCUACAUUAAGAAAUUUUCGGAAUGUAGAUGUGUCAAAAAUUGAGAAACUGAUUUAUAUGUAUUUGCCUAGUCUAAAAUCAUUCUAUUAAACUUCAUGAAUUAUGCUAGCUAUUGUUUUAUAAAUGUUGUAAUCUCUCAAAAAUGGACUUAUCUUAGUAUGAGAUGUAAAGAAAACAAGAAGUUUAGAAGAAAUUCUCUGAAGCAAAAAAAAUUUUAUUUUGAACCAAUGUGUAGAUAUAUAAACUAAUUCUAAAAAGAAAAUAAUGAUUUAGAUAUAUAUAUAUAUAUAAAACUUAAAUAUCAUAAACUUUCUAUAUAUUAUAAAUAUUUACUUAUGCUUUUGAAAUUUGAAUGAAAAAAAAUUUUAAUUCAUAUUGUAUAAUGUUGAAACAAUUGUAGAAAGUUUUGCUAAUAAAGUAAUAAAUAUAAUUGUAAGUAUUAUAUUUAAUGUGUGUAAGAAGAAUAAACUGUAUUUUCAAAGUA
Apis mellifera (honey bee) is the source of this 1947-nucleotide messenger RNA. RefSeq names its product CDC42 small effector protein homolog (gene Spec2). Gene Ontology annotation, cellular component: plasma membrane. Gene Ontology annotation, molecular function: small GTPase binding. The record is from RefSeq and is a predicted model, not a curated record. Gene Ontology annotation, biological process: regulation of Rho protein signal transduction. Bases 420 to 683 code for a protein of 87 amino acids. NCBI's taxonomy places the organism in Eukaryota, Metazoa, Arthropoda, Insecta, Hymenoptera, Apidae. The transcript has 4 exons.